CGCCAUCCGAAAGUGUAGUGUGUUUGCUUUGCCUGAUGUGUAAGAAAGAAAGUUGAGAAAUAAUUGAAAUUGAAGAAAAGCUCCAAGUAGGUCAGCUUUCGAUUAUCAUCAUCGAAGAAUAAGCAACCAUCCACAUCUUGCUGCUGCUACUACCAAGCUAGCUAGCUCUUCUGUACCUCUCAUCUUCUUCUCUUAGACAUGGGUUCUUCUUCUAGUCGUCUCGGGUCUCGCUCUUCUCCUCCUCGGGUCAACAACAACCGCUUCAGACUAUCCUCUCUUCUCUGUGGAUCCUCCGCUUCCCGCUCUACAACUCCUCAGAUGGAAGAACGUCCAUCUGAGCUUCAGGUUGGUUCGGCAAGAGAUUUUGAUGAUGAAAUUCAGAAAGCAGCCUCUGAGGAAUCGUCUUUAUCAUGUACAGAAGCUAGAACUAGCUAUUGUCCCCGUGCUGAAACUUCAACCUCAUCUGAUAUGGGAGUUGAGUUCUGUGGUGAUAAAACCGUUGAAGGUUCUUCCAGAAAUGUUGCAGCAAAUAGUCAGAGGAAGUGUUUGUCUGAACGUCAGGAGCUAGUUCCUCCUUAUCAGGUAAGCGCCGAUAAUAGUCGUCAUGAAUCAUAUAGUGAUAGUAGCAACACAGCUAGUACUUCAUCUGUUGAACAUCAGUCUUCAGAUCCAGUUUCUAUAAGUGUUUCUGCUAACAAGGAUGCAGUCAAUAAUGUUGAUGAUCCAGUGUUUAGUGGUAUCUGUCAAACCUCUCGUGACACGAUGUAUCCAAGGAGUUCAACCCCUCAAGAGCGUGGAAAUACCAGUUCUGAUGAAAUUUCUGUUGAGAAUCACACUGGUGCAUUCACAUCUAUCCAGAGUGCUCCUUCCAAUCCUGUUGCUCAAGUUUCCAAUAUAAUGGCAAUUUCUCAAGUGCCAGAAGAUGAACCUCUUCGCGAGGCAAUACCUUCAGGUUUAGGUUUUCUUGUGUCCAAUCGGGAAACAGGGCAGGGAGAUGAUAGCGUGAUUCAAGUUGACGUGGUCACAAUAUCUUCCAACAUUUUGUCAGCAAGCAAUGCAGAUGCCAAUGAUCAUGAUUCCAGAAGAAAUGGUAGAAGAUUAUUUUGGGAUGCUUUUUCACGACGUAGCUCUGGAAGGCUUGGUGAUUCUCCGACCAUUGUCUUCUCCAGUGGAGGUGCUGAUGAUACAGGAUCUCAAGAUCGAUGGCUCAUUGAUUUUAGCGGUGAUUUACCAAAUGAUAGGGUUGGGGAUGAUGCUGGAAAUCCUGGUCGUAGAACUCAUAGAUCGAGUGAACGAAUGCGGCACCCAAGAUCUGAGAUUUGGGAAAGGCUUCGUGGUGGCCUUGAUGAGAUUGGUCGGUUGAAUUCUUCAUGUCCAUUAGGACUCCAUGCUGAUGGUAUGUGCUCAUGCGAGUCUUUCCCAAUGGCUGAGGAAUCUAGCACUCGAGCAAGCAUUUCAAGAAUAGUCAUGCUGGCUGAGGCUCUGUUUGAGGUUUUAGAUGAAAUCCAUCGGCAACCUGGAUCACUUUCCCUAUCCAUGGUCUCACUCCCCGCACCUGAAUCAAUUGUUGACUCCUUCCCUCUGAAGUCUCACAAAAAGGGCGAUGCAGCUAAUGGAGACAAUGAUGCUGAACAAUGUCACAUAUGCCUGGCUGAGUAUGAAGAAGGGGACCAAAUACGAGUUCUUCCUUGCAACCAUGAGUACCACAAGUUGUGUGUUGACAAGUGGCUUAAGGAAAUACAUGGUGUGUGCCCUCUUUGUCGUGGCAAUGUUUGUGGAGAGUUGUCUGCUACCUACUCAGUAGUGCAGUCUCAAUGAUAUUGUGUACAUAGAUGUAAAUAUUCAACUAUAGACUAAAGUACCAUCUGGGUCAUCUAAAGAUACACCUAACAUCAAUUUGAUCCUUCAAAUAUUUUUAUCAUCAAUACGGUUCGAAUUGAUGUCACAUCAAAUUGGAUGGAAGGAUUAUUUUGUCGUCGCUUUAAAUUUUCAAAGAACUAAUUGGAGAUCACAAUUAUUUGAAAGACUAAAUUGGUUUGAA
Molecule: messenger RNA, 2041 nt
Organism: Lotus japonicus
Lineage: Eukaryota; Viridiplantae; Streptophyta; Magnoliopsida; Fabales; Fabaceae
Exons: 6
Coding region: 199-1818 (539 amino acids)
Source: RefSeq, a predicted model, not a curated record